GGAGUGUUCAGAAAACCGUGUCACAGAAAUCGGAAAAUACAAGUUUAAAGUAUAUUUAAUGAGUUAUAUUAAAGUUGAUAGCGCUUAUUUCAGCGAAUGCCAUCAAGAAUGCUAACACAAGAGAUCGUGCCGAAUCGUCGUUUAACACGCAUUCAACCGCGUGCGAAUUUGAUAACAUUUCAAAAGCAUCGCGGCCACAAAGCAGCGAGUAAAGAUCUGAAAAUCGUCAAAGAAUUGUUCACCGAGUUCGGACAGCAGACCAGCAUACACGGUUUGAAUAAGACAUUUGAGGCGAAUAUGAAUCUGGUGACGCGCCUAUUCUGGACCGUCGGCUUCCUCUGUGCGCUCGGCAUGAUGAUCUUCGUCAUACAAAUGCUCGCCGCGCGCUACAACAAACAACAAUUCAAGACAGUGGUGAACGCCACAAAUUAUCCGAUUUAUCGUAUCGUUUUCCCGGAAGUGUAUAUAUGUAACGAGAAUCGCUUGAAUUGGGCGCGUUUCGCUUCGGCGAAGGAGAAUUUUCUACGUCCCGAACACCACAAUACCCAGCUGGAGCGGUUAUUCGCAGAAGCGUUAAGUCUUUAUGACACACUUUUUUUCGGCAAUUUCGAUAUUUUUAGGAGUCUGAGUAACAGAACUAAGCUGCACGAGUUGGACUAUGUGAACUUCACGAAUGUGGCACAGUUUAUGUCGUGGCGCUGUGACGAACUGCUCACAGACUGUGUAUGGCGUCAUAGGCCAAUGAAUUGUUGUGAUAUAUUUAUAGCACGUCGCUCCACACAUGGCUUUUGCAUGUCGUUCAAUACACUCGAAACGGUGUCGGGACAAUUAAGAGCACCGUUAGACGAUAAAUGGCCGUGGCGUGCCAGUCAAAAUGGGCCGGGUAAUGGGCUAAACGUGCGCGUGCUGAUAAACGAGAAGUUGCAUUCACCGCUUGCAACGAACCGGAAAGGCGUUACGUUUAUGCUGAUGGAGCCUGGCGUGUGGUGGAGUUAUCCGAAUCAGGUGCAACUUAGUGAUAAGGUCUUUGUGCGGCUAAAUGCACAACUCAGUUUCUACGAUAAAACCACACGAAGAAUUUCGUCAAGCGUGCGCGAGUGUGUUUUCGAUCAUGAACGCAAUAGCAUCGACUUCAAGACACUCAUCAACCACAAAUAUAUGUUCGAAAACUGCCAAGCCGAAUGUCAGCAGGAGCAUACGAUGAGGUUUUGCAAUUGUACAUUGGAUAUGUUCUUUCCGCCGAGUCAAUAUCCUUCGUGCAAAUUGUCGGACAUGCCUUGUCUGGCGAGGAAUAACAUGCGUUUGAGGAGCUUCGAACAAAGCGGCGAAAAGGAUUAUAUGGCACCAACCCUACAAGAGCUUGGCAUGGUCUGCGAGUGCUUCCUAAACUGCCUAUCACUGGCCUAUCUCAUUGACAUACGUUCCUUCAACCUGCCAGAUGUCAUACAGAAACCGAAUGAUUCAUUUAUAGAAUUUGAUUUUUAUUUUAUGCGCGAUUCGAUUGUGGUCUUUCGGACGACUGUCAUUUACACUUGGGCCGAUUUGUUGGUGAACUUCGGCAAUGCCACCGCACUCUUUCUCGGCUGUUCCGUUAUAAGUGCCGUUGAAUUGUUCUACUAUUUCUGCAUUUACUUGCCACAGCGCCUACGUAGGGUACACAAAAGAUUCAAAACGCCUUUAAUAUCCUCCAAUAAAUACGACAGCAAGUUGUUGGAGGACUGGAUGAGGCAGUUAUAUGACCACAACGUCGAAAGUAAGGAGCCUAAAGAUACCGAAGAGAAGCUGAGCAACGGCACUUGAGACCAAGACCGAUAAAGUGCGUGGCAUUUACAACGUUCAAAUAGCAAUCAUAAAAAUCACUUACCGCACGCUGGAGAAAGAGGAAGAAGCAGAAAAGAAGCGAAGUGUUGCGAAAAAUGUACAUAAAGCAUUCAAACAAAGCGUUAAAGAAAAUAAAAGAGAAUAGCGUAAAUAAUCAUUGUUUCGUGUCAUUUCCGUUAGCCUUCAUUGUCUUGCCUACUACUAAAUAAAGUUUCGCGUACCCCGCUUUGUCACCGUUUAAGGUAUUUG
Zeugodacus cucurbitae (melon fly) is the source of this 2070-nucleotide messenger RNA. RefSeq names its product pickpocket protein 19-like. The record is from RefSeq and is a predicted model, not a curated record. Gene Ontology annotation, cellular component: membrane. Lineage: Eukaryota; Metazoa; Arthropoda; Insecta; Diptera; Tephritidae. Gene Ontology annotation, molecular function: ligand-gated sodium channel activity. The transcript has 6 exons. Bases 97 to 1800 code for a protein of 567 amino acids. Gene Ontology annotation, biological process: sodium ion transmembrane transport.